AUGUUGAUUCUUACGCCAUUAAUAUAUUAUAAUAUGGACUCUUUUAGAGAUGUAAUCUCGGAUUUAGUAGAAUCUAAUGUGGGGAAGAUUAUACUGGUAUUUUCCCUGGCAGUUAAGAGCCAGGCAAUGAGGGCUAGGUCGAUAAUAAAAGAAAAUGGGAUUCAAAUUGAAAUUUGCGAGUUAUGUGAAUCAGAUGCAGACGCAUUAAGCUCGAUUCUUUUGCAAAUGAAGUCAUAUAAACCUGAUUGUAUAAUAGGUAUGGGGGGAGGACAUUGUAUGGACAUAGCAAAGGUACUGAGAGUCUUGUAUGAGGACCCGGGGACAACUUUACGUUCACUUGCAAUGGGGACUAACAAUAACGACGAAGAGAAGAGUUUAAAGAAGGCAAUGAUACACAGAAGGGGAAGUUUAAUAAAGAAGUUGGUUUGUAUUCCAACAACAUGUGGCUCCGGAUCUGAAGUGACAUCCACAGCAGUUUUAAGGAAUGAUGAUGGGAGGCAAAUGAUAGUUUCAGGCGUGGCAUUCUUACCUGAUAUAUCGAUAGUGGACUCAAGCUUUAUCUUAACGAUUCCAAUGUUUGUGGCUUCCAUUACAGGUUUGAGAGCUCUUCUUCAUGGUUUGGAGUCUUAUAUUAGCAAUUCCUCGAACCAUUAUUCGUCAUGUAUGGCAAUGCAAUCAUUAAAAAUUUUGUUUGAUAGUUUGACUAAGGCUAUAAUUGAGAAGGAUACCCGUUUGUUACAGGAUAUUCAUAAGGCAGCCUCAAUCUCUGGAGUUGCAAUUUCGGCAACUGAUGUAGGUCUUGGUUCAAUAAUAUCCAGAAGUAUCUCUGAAGUAUUCACGCUGCCUCAUGGACUUAUUGACAGUAUUGUAAUUACUCAAGUACUCAACUUUAACAUAAGCAGAAGCCAGAAGGUUGAAUCUUUAAUUGCAAAUCUUUCGGUUGAUCUUGGAAUAAGCAGCCCAAAGAACUCGGCUUCUAUUAGAGCCCAAGCACUUUUAGACAGAAUUAAAGAAAUAAGAAAGGCUCUGUUACUUCCAGAUUAUCUAAGGUGUAUUCAUUCUUCAUUAUCUGAAUUCAAGUCUAAAGGGUGGUUUGAUCCAAUGAAUUUAAAGCUUCCCACUUUCUCGGAGUCAGAAUCUACUAAUACUAAUUUUUUAAUAAACCGCACAUCUGGGCCAUUAGGAUCUAAUAAGAAAACUGAUUAUUAUGUUUCAGAAGAUUGUGCAUUGAAAGCAAUACCCAUUCUAAGUAAGAAGAACGUAAUGGAAAACUUGAACGCCAAUACUUUUCAAAUGAACUUGGAUAGGAUGGUUUCUAGAGCUUUGAGUGAUGGAGCCAUUCGUACAAAUCCUGUAGCUGUGACAAAAGAAGAUUUAGUUGCAAUUCUAAAAGAGUCUUGGGGUUGA
Molecule: messenger RNA, 1407 nt
Organism: Cryptosporidium ubiquitum
Lineage: Eukaryota; Apicomplexa; Conoidasida; Eucoccidiorida; Cryptosporidiidae
Product: aldehyde-alcohol dehydrogenase
Exons: 1
Coding region: 1-1407 (468 amino acids)
Molecular function (GO): alcohol dehydrogenase (NAD+) activity; metal ion binding
Source: RefSeq, a predicted model, not a curated record